Molecule: messenger RNA, 948 nt
Organism: Castor canadensis (American beaver)
Lineage: Eukaryota; Metazoa; Chordata; Mammalia; Rodentia; Castoridae
Gene: Tmem70
Product: transmembrane protein 70
Biological process (GO): mitochondrial proton-transporting ATP synthase complex assembly
Cellular component (GO): mitochondrial membrane
Source: RefSeq, a predicted model, not a curated record
UUGUGAAGAACCGAGCUUUGCAGUUCGUGGCUGCCGCUACAGCUACGGCUGCCGUCCCUUCUCACCCGCAGGAUGCUACUGCUGGCGUUGGGCGGCCCGCGUGCGGCCGCGCUGCGGCCCUGGGGGAGGAGGACCUCAUUGUGGGCGGCCGCCGCGCGCCAAGGCCCCAGGGUGGCGGCGUCGCGGGCAGCCUCCUGCAGCAGGCCCUUGAGGCUGGUGGGUGGCGUGAGCGCUGGGCUGCGAGACGCUGCGGCCCUUCUCCGGCGUCCUGAGCGAUCGCAGAUGCCUAUUUGUUGGCAAGGAUGUGUUCGAUGUAUACAGACACAACUUGAUAAGUCAGAAGAUGGAAGGCUGAUUUAUGCUGGGAAUCUGGCCCGUGCAGUAUUCGGUGUGAAAUGUUUCUCUUAUUCUACAAGUAUGAUCAGCCUUGCCUUUCUACCAUAUAUUUUUGCACAAAAUAAUAUUAUAUUUGGAAGUCUGCCCUUGCAAGUCUUAUUUUAUGGCAUCAUGGGAAGCUUCACAGUGAUCACUCCAGCAUUGCUUCACUUUCUUACAAAAGGCUAUGUCAUUCGAUUGUACCAUGAGGCCACAACAGACACUUACAAAGCCAUUACUUACAACGUUUUGCUUUCGGAAACAAGUACAGUGUUUCACCAGAAUGAUGUGAAGAUUCCAGACAGCACACAUAUGUUUACCACAUUUUAUGCUAAAACAAAAUCACUGUUGGUUAAUCCAGUUCUCUUUCCAAACCCAGAAGACUAUAACCAUCUCAUGGGUUAUGACAAACCAUUCACUUUUGAUAUAGAAGAAACCGGUGAAAAGAACUAGCAUGAAGAUGAGAAAUGAGCCUGUUGUUUUUAUGUUUAUGCUUAAAUGUGAUUUAUGUUUCAAUGUAUAGUAAGAUUGCCUUUAGUUUUUUAUUUAGUGAUUUUAAAAAUAAUUUUAACA